Messenger RNA from Penicillium subrubescens, 294 nucleotides. Its product is annotated as DNA primase large subunit. The coding region runs from base 1 to 294 and encodes 97 amino acids. The transcript is spliced from 2 exons. Gene Ontology annotation, cellular component: alpha DNA polymerase:primase complex. Gene Ontology annotation, biological process: DNA replication, synthesis of primer. Lineage: Eukaryota; Fungi; Ascomycota; Eurotiomycetes; Eurotiales; Aspergillaceae. The record is from RefSeq and is a predicted model, not a curated record.
AUGAUCCGUCAAGAUGUGCAUCGGAUCGACCCGAAACGCCGGGCAACUAUCGAUCCUAAGAAAAGACAGUUCGCUACGCCGACAUACAAGCAGCAGGACUAUCCGCAUCGCCUGAACUUAUACGAUACGCCGCCCACGGCGGAAAUCACUCUCGAGGAGUUUGAGCAAUGGGCUAUUGAUCGCCUUAAGGUCCUGGCCGAGAUCGAAGCAUGCUCCUACCGCAACAAGACCCCCGCGGACACUGAAGCCCACAUCUUACCUCUCCUCCAAAAGUUCCUCCCCCCUCUCCUCUAA